UUAGCUGAAGAUUUGUCUGCAUGUUUGAGCGGUGCGCAUGCCUGCUGAACGCGUUCAGGGUCAGAUAUUGUCAAAGAAACCACACACGGUAAUACAGAGCUAAACAAAGCGUCGGAACAUAAUCUCUCAGUUGUAGUUGAAAGCAGCGAGUUUAUUUCUCUAGAAUCAUCUAGAUCUAGAUUGGCCUCUAAAUCUAGAUCUGUGUUUUGAACAACCGGAUUGUGGAUACGUUACAAGUUUGAUCACGUGACCUGAAUGAAACGACUGACCUGCUGCGGUCUGCUGGCGCUGGUGUGGGCGUCCUACGGCCUGAAGGAGAGUCAGGGAAUUCCAGAACACACGACUGGGCCAGUUCUAAAGGCGAGACGUGGCCCGCAGUUAGCUGGGGAGCAUGGCCAGCGGCCCAAAGUUGAGGCCCAGUCCAGCUACGACUACCAAGGCCAACCAAAAGUUGGACGAAAACUGGCCGAGAAACUGGAGGUGGUCAGGCUAGCCAACGUGCCAGCUGACGACUUCCAGCCCGGGGUAGAGACUGACACGGACGACCCUGAUGGAAUCUUCCACCCGCUGGACGAGCUCAAGGCCAUGAGGCCUGGCCCGGGGGUCAUGUGGAGGGACCAGAUGCCCAUAGCGGCCGACACUAAGAGCAGCGAACUCAGGAGGAGGCGACGAGACCGGUCACGGCUUCCGGCAAAAGAGAAAACACACAACACGAUGACGUCACCGGAAGUAAGCAUCACCGGAAGUGGUCAUAAUGAAGACACAAAUGGCAAUCACCGUAGCCGUUUCAUGAAGCGGCAAAUUUUAGAAAGUUCGGGGGUCAAGUGGUCAUCUGGUCCAACCAACGCUACAGCAGUCGGGAAACAUGAAGAUACAACAGUCGGGAAACACGCACCCAAAGUGGCCAACCCUGCCAACCCUGCCAACCCUUUUGCCCGGAUGCUAAUGUACGCCCGUGGAAUGAGAAAAGCUAAAAAUAGAAAGUCUCAACCAAUCAACUCGAGCCACACUACGUCAUCAGAUCACGUGUACAGGAAGCUGCCGGGGAACAUAGGAAGGGGGGAGAAACAGACGCGUCAGGAGGACGAGGACAUCGACCGGCUGAGAAAAGUUUUACUUUCUACCAGAAACAAUCUGGAACACGUGGCCCAUCUUCUGCUGGGGUCUGUGGGGGGAGAUCUCCAGUCACGUGACUUAGUCCAGUCACAUGACUUAGUCCAGUCACAUGACUUAGUCCAGUCACAUAACCAGCACGGCGCCGACAGGAAAACGAAUAGAAAAACGGCAUUGUCCGCCAACUUUCCUGAGGUGGCGCCAAAUGGGAUGACGACAAACUUGAGUGAGUGGCCAACAGACGGACACACGCUGACCUUGGGCGCCAGACAAAAGAAGGUCAAGGUGAGCGACAAAGGCAACGCGACAUCCACCAGAGACCACGGGAGGGUCGCCAGGCAGGCGGUAGACGAUGGUGACGAUGAUGACGACGAUGACGAUGACGACAUCGUCAACGACAGCGUGGACGACGACGGCGCUGAAGAUGGCGGCGAUACGGUUGAUGAUGACGACGAUGAUGAUGAUGAUAACAGCCCAGGCAUUACGUCAUCAGAUGCAGCAGACGACCCUUCACCGGAUGACCCCAGUGUCGACGAUAACGACAACGACGAUGAUGAAACCGUCGCCGUGGUCGAUUCCGAUAGCGUUGAUGGCUUGGUAGAUGAUGACGAGCCUUCAACUGGUCCAAUCGCUGAAACACCGAGUGAGGUCAAGGACGUUUCCAACGAGCUGCAGGACAUUGUGGACGUUGCCAUGGUUACGCCCGCCCCUGGGCUGCCGGUCCUCAAGAAAAAGACCUUUGACCCGAAAGCGUUUCGUGACCUCGAGCACAAGCUGGAGAAGAUUGAAGAGGACAUUCGCAAGAAGGAGGAGAUAGAGGCCCCUCUUAUCGGCGGCCCCGUGCUGGGUGCCCCAAAGUUUGGCAAGACCGACACGGCCCUGGAGCGUCAACUGAGGCAGGUCGAGGCCCAGCCGGUCAAUCAGACGACCGGCAAGCAUCGCGCAGCACCGGAAGUUGUGUACGAUGACGGAAGUGACGACACAGGAAGUGACGAGGACAGAAGCACGCCAGGAGAUUCCCCACCGGCUGACCUGAAGCCAGAGGAGAGGACGUUGGAGGAGGACACGGGGCUGUCCACGGCUGAAAUCAUUCAAGCGGAACAAAUGAUCCAGAAGGGGAUGGAGACUGGUCAAGUUGGUGACGUCAUGAAAAGGGCGUCGCUAAAAAAGAAAAAAAGUUUCAGAAAAAUCAAGGCAGCACUUGAAGAUGUAGAAGAUGAGGUCGGUGAUGGUGGUGAGGGGAACGAGAGAGGUGAUGGCGGCGGGGGCAGUGAGGGGGACGGAGGAGGUGAUAAAAAACGUCGGAAAAAAAGGAUGAGUCACGACUUUAAGCGGACCCGGUAUAAGCGAGCAGAGGGGGCAGCGUCACAUGACCAGUUGUCUUUAGCUCAAAUCUUAGCUCGUAUUCAAUCUCUUCGUAGGCAACAAGCUCAGAGCUUAAACUCGACCAUAAAAAAACCGUUACUGAGGGAGGAACAAGCCCCCAACUUGACACACACGUUGGCGGUUAGUGGCAAGGGAAACAACUGGAGCAAAGUUGGAGGGAGGUCACGUGGUCGAGUUGUGCGCCCACAUCUCAAGCCAAAAGGUGAUCGUCGUGUGUUUGAUACAAGGGCAAGUCCUAGAGUACAUGGGAUAGAAGUCAACAUGGACACAUCUAGAAACAUGGACACAUCUAGAAACAUGGACACAUCUAGAAACAUGGACAGAAACAUGGACACAUCUAGAAACAUGGACACAUCUAGAAACAUGGACACAUCUAGAAACAUGGACAGAAACAUGGACACAUCUAGAAACAUGGACACAUCUAGAAACAUGGACACAUCUAUAAACAUGGACACAUCUAGAAACAUGGACACAUCUAGAAACAUGGACAGAAACAUGGACACAUCUAGAAACAUGGACACAUCUAGAAACAUGGACACAUCUAGAAACAUGGACACAUCUAGAAACAUGGACACAUCUAGAAACAUGGACACAUCUAGAAACAUGGACACAUCUAGAAACAUGGACACAUCUAGAAACAUGGACACAUCUAGAAACAUGGACACAUCUAGAAACAUGGACACAUCUAGAAACAUGGACACAUCUAGAAACAUGGACACAUCUAGAAACAUGGACAGAAACAUGGACACAUCUAGAAACAUGGACACAUCUAGAAACAUGGACACAUCUAGAAACAUGGACACAUCUAGAAACAUGGACACAUCUAGAAACAUGGACAGAAACAUGGACACAUCUAGAAACAUGGACACAUCUAGAAACAUGGACACAUCUAGAAACAUGGACACAUCUAGAAACAUGGACACAUCUAGAAACAUGGACACAUCUAGAAACAUGGACACAUCUAGAAAUAUAGACAGAAACAUGGACAGGAAUAUGGACACAUCUAGAAACCUAGACAUGCCUGGAAAUAUGGACAGAAACCUAGAAAUGGACAGGAACAUGGACAUGUCAAGAAACAUGGACAUGCCAAGAAACAUGGAUUACGAAGACCUUAUUCAAGUUCUUUUUGAUGAGCAUGGUCAACUUAAGCAACCUGACGAACCGUUUAAUGACGAAUCAUUUAACGACGAACGGUCAAACGUCCAUCCAUCAAACGACGAACCGUUUAACGACGAACCGUUUAAUGACGAGCCAUCAAAUGUUGAAACUGACCAAAUGAGCCACCUGUCGGCUGUCACCUCCCCCGCGCCAAAUGUUGAAACUGACCAAAUGAGCCACCUGUCGGCUGCCACCUCCCCCGCGCCAAAUGUUGAAACGGACCAAAUGAGCCACCUGUCGGCUGUCACCUCCCCCGCGCCAAAUGUUGAAACUGACCAAAUGAGCCACCUGUCGGCUGUCACCUCCCCCGCGCCAAAUGUUCUGGCUGACAGACAGACUCCCCAGCAGAGGGCGGGAAAAAACCGGACAGAACCAGCUCACAGUCUCAACAUGCAUCAACACGGUCACGUGAGAAAACGUCCUGACCUUGAGCGCGUGGCUCAGCAGACGUCAAAGAAAGGUCAGCUGUACAUGGAGAAGCAAGUCUUGAGGAAGCUAGGGGCGGGGCGAACGUUGAACCGACCCAAGAACACGAUCGAGUCCUAUCAGUCGGUCAGUCACCUGAGCACAGGUGUCCCAAACCACGUGACCAGCGAGACCCACCAUCAGGGCGGCGCCCAGGGUCAUCAGGUCAACCCCCAAGGUCAUCAGGUCAACCCUCAGGGUAAUCAGGUCAACCCUCAGGGUCAUCAGGUCAACCCCCAAGGUCAUCAGGUCAACCCUCAGGGUCAUCAGGUCAACCCCCAAGGUCAUCAGGUCAACCCUCAGGGUCAUCAGGAGAACUCCCAGGGUCAUCAGAUCAACCCCAAAGGUCAUCAGGUCAACCCCCAGGGUCAUCUGGUCAACCCUCAGGGUCAUCAGGUGAACUCCCAGGGUCAUCAGGUCAACCCUCAAGGUCAUCAGGUCAACCCGGCCAACUUUCAAAACCGGCACCGUUAUCAGGGCACCAGAAGGUCUCCCAAUGUUGAGGGGAGAAAGUUUCCUGAGUUUGCCGGAAAAUAUCGGCCUCAGUCGCACAUAUUAGAUAUUCGUGUGCCCGAAAAUCAUCUGCCGGUUCUGGAAUACCAAGGACAAUCUAAAAAUAGACAACCAAAUUCUGAUUUCCCAUCAAACACAAACGAAGAUAACGUCAUGCUUGAAAAGUUAUUGCAAACACCAGCAGACGCCAUGUUGCCGAGACAACAUCGUCUGCCCAUGAUGGAUGUACUUUACGGUAACCUUGACAACCAACAUGGGCAGGACACACUCCCCCACUUGGGGAAACAAACAGCAGCAGACGUGGAGCAGCUGUUUCCGCCUUCAUACAAACGUCAAGGUGACUCGAGAGCCAGGGGCCACCGGCCAGUAUACAGAGCCAGGGGCCACCAGCCAGUGCACAGAGAGCCAGGCCACAGUGGCCACCGGCCCGUGCUCAGAGCCAGGGGCCACCGGCCAGUGCUCAGAGCCAGAGGCCACCGGCCAGUACACAGAGACAACAGCACGACUCGCCUGGCCCACGUUUCUGGCUUUAACCUGGACAACCUCUCCAACCAGCAGUACGCCCAGCUUGUCAACGACAUCAUGGACUUCCCCAUUGAGAUCAGAAUUGACCGGCGGCUGCGCAGGUCAGCGAGCAAACUUGUAAACAAGAAGGACCCGGAGACCGCGAAAGAAGUUGAGCUGAAGCAUCAGAUGAUGGACAUGCUCAAGAUGUUCCCCGAGUCGGGCGCCGAGCGGGCGGCGGAGGACAGGCUAGAGCAGCAGGACCAACAGGAGCUGGAGCAGUCGGACCUGAGCCAGACCAUCGCCAGGCUGGACAGCCAGGACAACACGCCCUUCAUAGACACGGCGGAUGCCGGCGACCUUUUUGCCCAGAAGCACCGCAUCAGACGAAACGUCGGCAACAAGCACCACAGCAAACGAAAUAUCGAACAGAAGAAUACAGGUGAGGCUAACUUUAAUAGAACUUUUAAAACCGAUUUAUUGUCGUCUAGAUACAGCGGUCAACCAUCUACAGGGAACCAACCAUCUACAGGGAACCAACCAUCUACAGGGAACCAACCAUCUACAGGGAACCAACCAUCUACAGGGAACCAACCAUCUACAGGGAACCAACCAUCUACAGGGAACAAACCAUCUACAGGGAACCAACCAUCUACAGGGAACCAACCAUCUACAGGGAACCAACCAUCUACAGGGAACCAACCAUCUACAGGGAACCAGUCCACUCACAUUAGCGCCAAGCCUCAGCCCUCGGGUGGAGGGCCGCCCAGUAGUGCCACCAGGAGCAGACGAUUCACUCCUCUGGUAGAGAGCGAGGAGCCAGAGAAAGACGUGGCAGUCCGGAACGAAAUCCUGGACAAAUGGAGCGCCGACAUGAGCGUCAAGAGCGACUUUGACGGGGAGCCAGCUUUCUUCAACAAAAUUCCUUACCUCCUGGAGAAGGAGAGCAUCGUCUCGCAGAAACUAGCGCAGGUCCUAGCAGAGACUGACGACCCCAUCUCCUUCAUAUACAACAGCGAGGACAAGACAAAGGACCUGAGGGACCUGUCUGAGUCAGGGAUCUCCGCCAUGCCCCGGGGUCUGCUGACGUCAGAGACUGACCUCAAGGUGUCCCGUGUGGAGAUGGAGGACGCACAGAAGGAUGACGAGGCCGCCGAAGAUUUGGCAGUUUUACAUUACGACCAGGACCUGCGGGACCACGAGGAGAUUAAAGUAGAUGUAGAGGACUACAUCGACGAGGGGGAGGACGGCUACAUAGACGAGGGGGUGGAGGAGUUUGGGGACGACCCCACGGGCGAAAAUUCCGAGGCCAGGCUGAUUGAGGGUGAGACGGUCGAGGACUACGUGGGGGACAAGUACGAGAUGGCGCAGUACGGCAAAGUCUUUGACGUGCCGGUCGUCAAGAAGUUCCCGACAGACGAGGAUGCCAGCCCCAAGAAUCCAAGCUUGAGGCGACGACGUGAGACACACCCAGGGAGGUACACCCCACCCCCCGGGCCACCCCCUGUGACAGCACAAGAAGAUGUUGAGAGCAAAGCGAGGAAUAUUGAGGCCAUUUUGAUGGAUGACGUCACGGAGCCGACACCCCUGGGUGAAGAUGAUGAGAAGCAAGUGGAGGAGAACGGCGACGAAACAGAGAGAGAAAAAGUUGUGGAGGACACGGGCAUGUCGCCAGAGAUGAGGGAAGAGAUGGAGAGAAAGGCGAUGCUGCUGGAAGAGGAAGAGAAGUUGGAGGCUGAGAGAGAAAUGCUGAUAGAGGCAGAGGAGGAGGUGAGGAGGAUGGAGGAGGCUCAAAAACUGGAGGCCCUCAAGGAGGAGAGGGUCAAUACAACAUGGCGGAUGGACAGUGACGUCAUUCAGGCCAACACCAGCGAUGACGAGAAUUUAUUUGAGACGUUGGCUAACGUCACGACCAAACCUGCUGCUGACGUCACGACCAAAUCUGCUGCUGAAGUCACGAGCACAGUUGACGUCACUGGGGAUGGUGAGGAUGGGGAGAUCCCAUCACGUGACAUGAAGCACGUGAGCCAUGACGUCAAACCGAGGCCGCCUGGCAUUGAGGACUACCGUGAUGAGGAGGCUGACAUAGAACUGGAGGUCAAGGACGACAGAGGGCGGGUGGAGGAGGACGUGGCAGACGACAGCAGAGAUGAAGCUGAGGACACACCACAGACCAACAGUGAGGAAGAUGAGGAUGGGAUAGAGUUGGACGACAAAAAUGGAAAGAAAGAGGUGGAAGACGAAGUCGCUUUCCUUGAAGAAGAUCUGACGACCAAAAAGACAGUGACCUACUCCUGGGCAGACUGGAGCGCAUGUAGCGCCACCUGUGGGGUCGGGCAGCGCUUCCGGUUUAACCGCUGUCCCAACGGUGCCCCGUGCAUGGGGAAACUGGCCAGUGAAGAGAUAGAAGUCUGCUCCGAUAGGGACUGCUAGCAGAGUCACGGGGCUCACGGGGAUACACGUCCAGAUGGGCGCGUCUAUGGUGGUGACACACCUCUCGAAGUGACACACCUCUCGUGGUGACACACCUCUCCUGGUGACACACCUCUCGUGGUGACACACCUCUCGUGGUGACACACCUCUCGUGGUGACACACCUCUCGUGGUGACACACCUCUCGUGGUGACACACCUCUCGUGGUGACACACCUCACGUGGUGACACACCUCACGUGGUGACACACCUCUCGUGGUGACACACCUCUCGUGGUGACCAUAUUCCCUGUGUGGCUGAUGGCGAAGACCCAGAACUGUCAAGCCACUGGAAGAACACGUCCACAUUUGUUGUGUAGCUACCGUGAUGGUAGCCUACCGUGAUGGUAGCCUACCGUGAUGGUAGCCUACAGUUAUGGUAGCCUACCGUGUUACAAAUUACAUUGCUACACGGCUACCCCGUCAAGUCAAUAUCCCGAGUUGUUACUUCAGUAUUUAUACAAAUUGUAAUAUUUUAAAAUUU
This is a messenger RNA of Physella acuta, 8092 nucleotides long. RefSeq lists its product as uncharacterized. NCBI's taxonomy places the organism in Eukaryota, Metazoa, Mollusca, Gastropoda, Physidae. The record is from RefSeq and is a predicted model, not a curated record.